UAACAACACAUGCCUGAGGGGGGACUUUAGCAUAAUCUCUUAGCGCCACUCCUCCCGGGACCGUCCAAUGGGCUGGCCCCCGCUGCUUUGUGUACCUACGCCUGAGUGGACUUCAAUGAUUGGAUGGAGUCGUUGGACUCUUGACUUGCUCGGAGAUGUCAGCGCACGCCCGCCAGUUGCUGAUGCUGAAGUGCUGACUGCCAUCUUCCCACUUCAAGUAUUACAACUCCGCAUAGAAGUGUUCCUGGAUUAGGGCAGACUUGCCACAAAGCGCCCACGCCACUCCAGCUGCUCUACCAAACAACACUUGAAGGAGGGUGUGACGUGACGUGACGGGGGGGGGUCAACACACCCGGGCUAACGCCACCUCGGAGGCCAGGGACCGGUCCAUCGGAGAGAGGCGGCACCAGUCGGGCGGGGGAUCUUUGGUCCGCAAGGAUGGAGGAGAAGCAGAUUGCCGGCGUUCUGAACGGAGCGGUUCCAGGCGAGUCGGUGAAGAAGGACGAGAACUCCCGGAGAGGAAACUGGGGCAACCAGAUCGAGUUUGUCCUCACCAGUGUGGGCUACGCUGUGGGCCUGGGCAACGUCUGGAGGUUCCCUUACCUCUGCUACAGAAAUGGAGGAGGUGCCUUUAUGCUCCCGUAUUUCAUCAUGUUGGUCUUCUGCGGCAUUCCACUCUUCUUCCUGGAGUUGUCCUUUGGACAGUUCGCCAGCCAGGGCUGCCUGGGGGUCUGGAAGAUCAGUCCCAUGUUCAAAGGUGUGGGCUACGGCAUGAUGGUGGUGUCCACCUACAUCGGGAUCUACUACAACGUGGUCAUUUGCAUCGCCUUCUACUACUUCUUCACCUCCAUGACCAGCCUGCUGCCGUGGACGUACUGCAACAACCCCUGGAACACGCCCGACUGCAGCGGCGUGGUCAACCAGCUGAACGGCACGCUGGCCAACGUCACCCGCCGCGCCGCCGCCGAGGUCGGCGAGGUGGUGAACCGCACCAAGCGGACCAGCCCCAGCGAGGAAUACUGGAAACAUUACGUGUUGGACAUCUCUGACGACAUCGGCAACUUUGGGGAAGUGCGCCUCCCCAUCCUGGGCUGCCUGGCCGUGUCCUGGGUGGUGGUCUUCCUCUGCCUCAUCCGGGGCGUCAAGUCCUCUGGAAAGGUGGUCUACUUCACCGCCACUUUCCCCUACGUGGUUUUGACCAUCCUGUUCAUCCGCGGCAUCACCUUGGACGGCGCCAUCAACGGCAUCAAGUACUACCUGACUCCGCAGUGGCAGAAGGUCCUUGAUGCCAAGGUGUGGGGCGAUGCUGCCUCACAGAUUUUCUACUCCCUGGGAUGUGCUUGGGGCGGCCUCAUCACCAUGGCUUCCUACAACAAGUUCCACAACAAUUGUUUCAGAGACAGCAUCAUCAUCAGCAUCACCAACUGUGCCACCAGCGUCUACGCCGGCUUUGUCAUCUUCUCCAUCCUGGGCUUCAUGGCGCACCACCUCAACGUGCCCGUGUCAGAGGUCGCCGACCACGGCCCGGGGCUGGCCUUCGUGGCGUACCCGGAGGCACUUACCCUGCUCCCCAUUUCCCCGCUCUGGUCGCUGCUCUUCUUCUUCAUGCUCAUCCUCCUGGGGCUGGGGACUCAGUUCUGUUUACUGGAGACGCUGGUGACGGCCAUUGUUGACGAGAUCGGCACCGACUGGAUCAUGAGAAAUAAGUCCAUAGUUACGCUGGGUGUGGCUAUUGUCGGCUUCCUCCUGGGAGUGCCGCUAACAACGCAGGCGGGAAUCUACUGGCUGCUGCUGAUGGACAACUACGCUGCCAGCUUCUCCCUGGUCAUCAUCUCCUGCAUCAUGUGUGUGUGCGUCAUGUAUGUUUACGGUCACCAAAACUACUUCAAAGAUGUUGAGAUGAUGCUGGGCUUUCCUCCCCCGCUCUUCUUCAAAGUCUGCUGGAGGUUCAUCUCCCCCGUCAUUAUCUCAUUCAUCCUGAUCUUCACCGUCAUCCAGUACAAGCCCAUCACUUACAACGACUAUGUGUUCCCCGGCUGGUCCCUGGCCAUCGGCUUCUCCAUGGCUCUGUCCUCGGUGGUCUGCAUACCCGUCUACGCCCUCUACAAGAUCUCCAGGUCCCCGGGAGCCACGUUCAGAGAGCGGUUGAAGCACGCGUGCCAGCCACACCCAAAGUGGGGCCCGGCCCUGCGGGAGCACCGCACCGGCCGCUACGCCCCGCCGGCCCCCGGAGACACUGUGGAGGCUCGUCCCCUCAAGGAGAAGGACGAGCUGAAAGAGGAGGAGGGGGAGACGGAGAGGAAGGACGACAUCAGCCUCACCAUCCAGGGAAGCAACGGCUCCACCAACACGCACAACAACCCCAACCCCAGCGCGUAGACGCCGGCGCGCCGCCCCCUGCUACCGGUCGCCGUGCCGCCCCCCUCGCCCCCUUGCCCCGCCUUCGGUCCUCGCCCCGCUUUCCCACAGUCCUCUGUGGGGGAGAUCCCUUUUUUUUGCUGGAGACCUUUACAUAUUGUAAGGGCUUAUUAUAUCAAUCCUAACCUCUGCUGUCUAGCUGUGAUAUCUAUAGGCACAACAACAACAAAAAACAGGGCACAUAAAAAAAAAAAGAAAAAAAAAAAAAAAAAAAGAAACAAUUGGGUCAUGGUCCAAAUGAUUUGUUUGCGUGUGUGAGUGGGGACUUUUUAAUUUGUCGCACGUCAUUUAAUAAUGUUCUUCCUGUCUCAUCUUCAUGUGAUAGAUCGUCACGCCGUCUCUCCCGACAUCUUCAAACCAUUUAGUGGGAAAAUAGUCGUAAUUCCACAGCCAAAAAUGGAAUAAAUUCAUUUUUUUCCGUCAAAAUUCUACACACAAUACCCCGCGUUGACGUGAAAAUGAGUUUUUUGUUUGUUUUUUGCAAAUGUAUUAAAAUAAAAAAAAACACUUAUACCUACUGUAAGUAUCGCAGUCUUUGCUCAAUGUAAAGGGAAGCAAUUUUUUCCGUAAAAAAACAACAACAACACUCUCCCUAACCACCUGAGGGCACCACAGACUGUGGAUGCUUUUAAAAAAAAGGCUUAAAAACCCUUCUUUUUAAAAAAAGCCUCUCAGAUCAUGAGCAAACACAAUUCUCCGGUUCGAUUGGGUGCGAAUAUUCGGAGGAAACCGGCCCCGGUGCCAUCCCCUACAGUGAUGCAUGGUGGUGGCGGCAUCAUGAAGCGGGGGAUGGUUUUUCAGCGGGAGAGAGGGGAAGAUGAAUGCGGAGACAUCCGCCGUGAAAAACAACACGUCUCAUCCAAACGGAAAUCUCCCAAUUAUAAAUAGUAACAAUAAAAUCAAAUCCCCUGAAAAACAGGCUUGUCGGGAUGAAAUAGCCUAUGUGCCCCCCCCCCCCCCCCCCCACCCUCUGAAAAACACACCUGUUACGCAGGUUUCCCUGCUCUUUAGGGGUAUUUUAUAAAUAAUAACAAUAAAAUCAAAUCCCCUGAAGAGCAGGGACACCUGUGAAACAGGCUUGUCGGGAUGAAAUAGCCUAUGUGCCCCCCCCCCCCCCCCCCCUCUGAAAAACACACCUGUUUCGCGGGUUUCCCUGCUCUUUAGGGGUAUUUUAUAAAUAAUAACAAUAAAAAUCAAAUCCCCCGAAAAACAUGUACACCUGCGAAACAGGCUAGUUGAGAUGAAAUAGCCUCUGUGGGUUUUUCCCCUUGAAAAACACACCUGUUUUGCAGGUUUCCCUGCUCUUCAAUGGGAUUUUAUAAAUAACAACAAUAAAAUAAAAUCUCCUGAAGAGCAGGGAAACCUGCAAAACAGGCUUGUUGGGAUGAUCUGUGUUUAUUGUCCCUGAAAGACACACCUGUUUUGCAGGUUUCCCUGAUCUUCAUGGGGAUUUUACAAAUAAUAACAAUAAAUACAAAUUCCCUGAAGAGCAUGUACACCUGCGAAACAGGCUUGUUGGGAUGAAAUAGCCUCUGUGGGGUUUUCCCCUUGAAAGGUUUCCCUGCUCUUCAAUGGGAUUUUAUAAAUAUUAACAAUAAAAUCAAAUCCCCUGAAAAGCAGGGGAUUUGAAACAGGCUUGUUGGGAAACAGGCUUGUCGGGAUUAUCUGUGUUUUUCCUCCCUGAAAAACACACCUGAUUCGCAGGUUUCCCUGCUCUUCAUGGGGAUUCUAUAAAUAAUAACAAUAAAAUCAAAUUCCCUGAAGAGCACGUACACCUGCGAAACAAACAGGCUUGUUGGGAUGAAAUAGCCUCUGUGAGUCCCCCCCCCUGAAAAAACACACCUGUUUUGCAGGUUUCCCUGCUCUUCAAUGGGAUUUUAUAAAUAGUAACAAUAAAAUCAAAUCCCCUGAAGAGCAGUAGAUUUGAAACAGGCUUGCCGGGAUUAUCUGUGUUUUUCCUACCUGAAAAACACACCUGAUUCGCAGGUUUCCCUGCUCUUCAUGGGGAUUCUAUAAAUAAUAACAAUAAAAUCAAAUCCCCCGAAGAGCAGGGAAACUUGCAAAACAGGCUUGUCUUGUUUUGUUUUUUUACAUUUCUAAUAUAUUUUCCACAAAAAAUUACACAACAUUUUUUUUCACAUUGCCAAUGUAGGGUGUUGUGUGUAGAAUUUUGAGGACAAAAAAAGUGCUUAUAUACAUUUGACAGUACAGUGUUUGUUUUCUCCUACGUUCCUUCUUCAAACUAAACACGGAAGCUGUUUGACUGUGAAAAGUGUCGUCUUUUAACCAGUAAAAAGCUGCUGCUUUGUAAUCACUUUAUCACACACGUGGAAUAAAAAGAACAACAACAACAAAAAAACAAACUGCCCAUUUCUCAGGGUCCUCGCAUUGCGUGAAACGUCGUUUUUUGCCUCAUCCUGACCCGAUAAGUCCGAAAAGAGAUGAUACGGUAUUACCGAAAAAAUUCUGGACUAUAAGCCGCUACUUUUUUCUUACUCUAAUUAAUGUUUUUUUCUUCGCUGACGGCCAUAAAGCAAAUAAUUUUCCAACAAAACACAUGCAAAGACACUUAAACGGUGUAUUAUUGUCAACCGGGAGCCAUCCAUAACGUUUUUACUCUUCGUUUGUCACUGCGAGCCACGUUUGUACGUUUUUACAAUAUAACUAAAACAAUCCCGUCCUAUUUUGAUCGUAAUGUAAUCGAGCUAGCCUCGUUAGCUAAUUUGCCAACACGUUUACAAGUUAGCAUUGUUAAGUUACGACGGCAUUAUUUUUUAAACGCUUCUGAAAAAAACCCAGAGACGAUUUCAUCCCUACAAGCCUGUUACACAGGUUUCCCUGCUCUUCAGGGGAUUUUAUUUUCAGGAAAAAACACAGAGGAUAUUUCAUCCUGACAGGCCUGUUUCGCAGGUUUCCCUGCUUUUCAGGGGGAUUUUUUAAAAUAAAUAAUAACAAUGAAAUCAAAUCCCCUGUAGAGCAGGGACACCUGCGAAACAGGCUUGUCAGGAUGAAAUAGCCUCUGUGUUUUUUCCUCCUGAAAAACACACCUGUUUCGCAGGUUUCCCUGCUCUUCAUGGGGAUUUUACAAAUAAUAACAUUACAAUCAAAUCCCCUGAAGAGCAGGGACACCUACAAAACAGGCUUGUAGGGAUGAAAUAGCCGCUGUGUUUUUUUCCUGAAAAUAAAACACACCGGUUUCGCAGGUUUCCCUGCUCUUCAUGGGGAUUUUACAAAUAACAAUAAAAUCAAAUCCCCUGAAGAGCAGGGAAACCUGCGAAACAGGCUUGUCAGGAUGAAAUAGCCACUGUGUUUUUUUUCUGCUGAAAAACACACCCGUUUCACAGGUUUCCCAGCUCUUUAGGGGUAUUUUAUAAAUAACAAUAAAAUCAAAUCCCCUGAAGAGCAGGGGAACCUGAGAAACAGGCUUGUCGGGAUGAAAUGGCCUCUGUGUUUUUUUCCUGAAAAUAAAACACACCGGUUUCGCAGGUUUCCCUGCUCUUCAUGGGGAUUUUACAAAUAAUAACAAUAAAAUCAAAUCCCCUGAAGAGCAGGGAAACCUGCGAAACAGGCUUGUCAGGAUGAAAUAGCCUCUGUGUUCCCCCCCCUGAAAAACACACCUGUUUCACAGGUUUCCCUGCUCUUUAUGGGGAUUUUACAAAUAAUGACAAUAAAAUCAAAUCCCCUGAAGAGCAGGGACACCUACGAAACAGGAUUGUCGGGAUGAAAUAGCCUAUAUGUUUCCCCCCCUGAAAAACACACCUGUUUCGCAGGUUUCCCUGCUCUUCAAUGGGAUUUUAGAAAUAAUAACAACAAUAACAACAAAUCCCCUGCUCUUCAGGGGAUUUGAAACAGGCUCGUCGGGAUUAUAUAUAUAUUUUUUUUAAUCAAUGUUUUUUUUAUCAAUUAAGAAUCUUUACAAGUAAUCAUUAAAAAAAACGAAGAUUUUUUUAACCUCUCCAUUUCUAGCUAAUAAGCUAAUGCUAGCAGGGAAGACCGGAUGUAUUGUUUCAGUUCCACAAAUUCCUAAGUGAAUUCGCCAAAACGUCACCCCGGAGUUAUUGUGUCAGUUAAUCGGAUUGGAGAGCUAGCUUCCGCAGCUAAUGGGUCCAUGCUAAUGACUUCUGUUUUGUUUGAUUGGCCGUUUUACUGCCUUGUCACAGGCACCGUUUGGAAACAAGUAAGGUAUGUAAAUAAACGUUUACAUAAUCUUUCUGUGUAAAUAACUUAUGGUCUGGUGCGACUAAUAUAUGGGGAAAAAAAAUGUAAUUUUUUUUUGUGGGUGUGCUCUAUAGUCCGGAAAAUACGAUGUCUGCUCGCACCGCAUCUGGUCCUGAAUCGCCCCACCCCUGAAUGCUUCAGUCACACGCGGGGUUUCUCCCAGGAAUGAGAUCAAAAACCCAACCUUACCUAACGUAAAUGUGAAUUAGAAGUUGUUUCUCCAUUCCUUUUGAGUGCACUUUGGUCGAAUGUUGAAGUGGGGGAUUGUGUCAAGCCAGAGCCUGUUUCUGUUACACAGUAAAUACUAUCGUGAGUGUGAAAUGUAGUCGUGCGCUUUUGUGGUAGCAGCCUCCGGUUUACCUCGCACUCUUGUCCCGUAGGCUAGGCGAUACUCAUUAGGGCGUCCAAGCUGCUGCUCCUCACAAUUUGGUGGAUUUUUGAAGGGUAAAUGCGUUUAAAAUAGGCGUCAUCGCGAUUGCAACGAGAUACGUCGGUGUUGACCGUCUUGGCAUUAAAACAAUGGAAUGAUAAAGUGCAGUGUUUACCUUGGAGAGUGCACUGUCACGGUGUUUCCUUCCGUCAAACACACCAUCGGCGGCUUUCCCCAUGCUCUCAUGGGGGGAAAAAAACGUCGGCCGUUUGGAUAUUGUUUUAAACAUCCUUAUACCCGUUCUGACUCGGUGUCAACACAACGAUACGCUAAAGGCGCUUCACUCAAAUUGUUCGGACGAUUUAUUUCUUUAAUUCGAUCGAGGUCUUUGGGCGCCACACCAUUCGAUUCUCGGGGGUAAGAAUGGAUUCUCGAUUCAAAAUCAAUGCUUUUCGGUGCCGGUUGUAUGUUGAACUACAUUAUUUUUUUUUUAAAUAGAUAAAAAGCUCUGAUAAAUUUACUUUUUUUUAAAAACUUGGUUUUAUUUAAUAAAAUCCUAACCAAAUAUUUAAUAAAAUACAAAUAAGGCAACAAAAAAGUAUCCCCACACUUCUGUAUACACACACACACACAUACAUAAACAAAUAGAUACAUAUUAUUUCAUCCCUACAAGCCUGUUACGUAGGUUUCCCUGCUCUUCAGGGGAUUUUAUUUUUAGGGAAGAAAACACAGAGGCUAUUUCAUCCCGACAAGCCUGUUUAGCAGGUUUCCCUGCUUUUCAGGGGGAUUUCUUUUUAUAAAUAAUAACAAUAAAAUCAAAUCCCCCUGAAGAGCAGGGACGCCUGUGAAACAGGCUUGUCAGGAUGAAAUUGUCUCUGUGUUUUCUUCCCUGAAAAUAGUGUUUUUUCCUCCUGAAAAACACACCUGUUUCGCAGGUUUCCCGGCUUUUUGGGGAUAUUUUAUGAAUAAUAACAAUAAAAUCAAAUCCCCUGAAGAGAAGGGAUACCUACAAAAAAGGUUUGUUGGGAUGAAAUAGCCUCUGUGUUGUUUUUUUUCAUGAAAAACACACCUGUUUCGCAGGUUUCCCUGCUCUUCAUGGGGAUUUUACAAAUAAUAACAAUAAAAUCAAAACCCCUGAAGAGCAGGGAAACCUGUGAAACAGGCUUGUUGAGAUGAAAUAGCCUCUGUGUUUCCCCCCUGAAAAACACACCUGUUUCGCAGGUUUCCCUGCUCUUCAUGGGGAUUUUACAAAUAAUAACAAAAAAAUCAAAACCCCUGAAGAGCAGGGAAACCUGUGAAACAGGCUUAUUGGGAUGAAAUAGCCUCUGUGUCCACCCACCCCCGAAAAACACACCUGUUUCGCAUGUUUCCCUGCUCUUCAGGGGGAUUUUAUGACUAAUAAUGAAAUCAAAUCCCCUGAAGAGCAGGGAAAACUGAGAAACAGGCUUGUUGGGAUGAAAUAGCCUCUGUGUUUCCCCCCCUGAAAAACACACCUUUUUCACAGGUUUCCCUGCUCUUUAUGUUUUUUUGUUUUUUUUUACAAAUAAUAACCAUAAAAUCAAAUCCCCUGAAGAGCAGGGACACCUACGAAACAGGCUUGUCGGGAUGAAAUAGCCUCUGUGUUUGUUUGUUUUUCCUGAAAAACACACCUGUUUUGCAGGUUUCCCUGCUCUUCGUGGGGAUUUUACAAAUUAUAACAAUCAAAUCAAAUCUCCCGAAGAGCAGGGACACCUACGAAACAGGCUUGUUGGGAUGAAAUAGCCUCCGUGUUUGUUUAUUUUUCCUGAAAAACACACCUGUUUUGCAGGUUUCCCUGCUCUUCGUGGGGAUUUUACAAAUUAUAACAAUCAAAUCAAAUCUCCCGAAGAGCAGGAACACCUACGAAACAGGAUUGUCGGGAUGAAAUAGCAUAUAUGUUUUUCCCCCCUGAAAAACACACCUUUUUUGCAGGUUUCCUUGCUCUUUAGGGGUAUUUUAUAAAUAAUAACAAUAAAAUCAAAUCCCUCUUCAGGGGAUUUGAAACAGGCUUUUCGGGAAACAGACUUGUCGGGAUUAUUUAAUAAAUAUAUUUUUUUUAAUCAAUGUUUUUUUUAUCAAUUAAGAAUCUUUACAAGUAAUCAUUCAAAAAACAAUUAUUUUUUUCAACCUCUCCAUUUUUAGCUAUAAGCUAAUGCUAGCAGGGAAGAUUGGAUGUUUUUUUUGUGGAAUGGUACGAGGGUUCACUGUGACAUUUGCUACGCUAACUCCAAGCGUGAAACUGCUCUUAUCUCAAAAAACAAGCUGGGGGCACUCUUAAGUGCUAUUUUAAGAACAAAUAACAUAACUCGUGUAAUUCUUCGUCAAUUUUCACGCAGUUGACUUUGUCAACGUAAAAAAAAUGGGAGGAGCUAAAAGAGCCAGAUGAGGCGUUCAGGAACUGUCCGAGCACUCGGACCUAGGAGACGUUGGGCCUGGGAACGCCUCAGGAUCUCUCAGUUUAUACCCGGAAUCGACACUUUUGACGUAUCUCGUUAAAAUCUGCGAUCGUGCUCAGCUUCAAACCCUCCAAAUAUGCAAACGUUGCCAAGUUUUCAUCAACAUGUGACAGUUUUUGUUGGUCUAAAAACAUCAGCACCGUUCAAAGAAGAGGAAUAAAUCAUCCCCAGUCAAUAAUUGCAAGCACAGUUUGGCCUGCAGUUGCGCCUGUCCGCCACAAGAUGGGGCCAUUGGACACUCAGGGUUGUAGAGGCACAACAUCACUAUGUAACAGUCACAACAUGCUUCUUACACUUAAACAACUAUUUUUCUUUUAGUGGGUCUUCCUAUCGCCAAACCAGGUCGUUUUUUUAGUCUUUUUAGGUCACCAGUGGCUGAAAGUGUGUUAAUAAGUAAUAAACUAGCUCUGUAUAUCCCA
Nerophis lumbriciformis (worm pipefish) is the source of this 9899-nucleotide messenger RNA. It is a transcript of the gene slc6a9, whose product is annotated as solute carrier family 6 member 9. Gene Ontology annotation, molecular function: amino acid:sodium symporter activity. Gene Ontology annotation, cellular component: plasma membrane. Lineage: Eukaryota; Metazoa; Chordata; Actinopteri; Syngnathiformes; Syngnathidae. Gene Ontology annotation, biological process: neurotransmitter transport; amino acid import across plasma membrane; sodium ion transmembrane transport. The record is from RefSeq and is a predicted model, not a curated record.